AUGUCCCUGCGAGCAGAUGCAGCCCAGUGUGGAGGGGUGGUGGUGGAGCUUGAGUCUGAUGACAUCAGGGAGGCUCGGGCCAGGAAGGCCAGGAGUACACCAGGUCAGCUCGUCUAUUGUGGGAGGGGAGAGAGAGAUGACCAGGACUUUACACUGACCUCAUGACCUGACAAUACAACUACACAGCUAUUACUAAAUGAGGAUGUAACAACAUGUUGUGAUUGUCGGAACUACAGACUUACUAUAUAGGUAUAAGAUCAACUUAAUGUAAAGUGUUAGGUAUAAGAGCAACUUAAUGUAAAGUGUUAGGUAUAAGAGCAACUUAAUGUAAAGUGUUAGGUAUUAGAGAAACUUAACUUAAAGUGUUAAGUAUAAGAGCUACUUAAUGUAAAGUGUUAGGUGUAAGAGAAACUUAAUGUAAAGUGUUAGGUAUAAGAGCAACUUAACGUAAAGUGUUACGUAUUAGAGAAACUUAACUUAAAGUGUUAAGUAUAAGAGCUACUUAAUGUAAAGUGUUAAGUAUAAGAGCAACUUAAUGUAGUGUUAGGUGUAACAGCUACUUAAUGUAAAGUGUUAGGUGUAAGAGAAACUUAAUGUAAAGUGUUAGGUAUAAGAGAAACGUAAUGUAAAGUGUUAGGUAUAACAGCUACUUAAUGUAAAGUGUUAGGUAUAAGAGCAACUUAACGUAAAGUGUUAGGUAUUAGAGAAACUUAACUUAAAGUGUUAAGUAUAAGAGCUACUUAAUGUAAAGUGUUAGGUAUAAGAGCAACUUAACAUAAAGCGUUAGGUGUAAGAGCAACUUAAUGUAAAGUGUUAGGUGUAAGAUCUACUUAAUGUAAAGUGUUAGGUAUAAGAGCAACUUAAUGCUUUUGCUUUCUAAUCAGGUCAAGUGGUCAGAAAACAUCCUGGUCCUAAAUAUGUUCAGACAUACUCUGAUGACCAGUGCUUAAUAUUAGGUAGUUUUACAGCUUUAUUUGCAGAAUGUGUCCUGUAGAUCCGUAAUGAUGUUACCUCUGGUUAUUGUUCAUGUUACUGUGUGUCUCUGUUGAAUGUACUCACCAGGGUCAGCCCUCAUCUACCUCAGGGGCCCUAAAUUCCUGAUCUACGUCAGUGGAGCACUGUCCAUGUGGGUAAGAAGCCUUUUCAUGUAACAACAAUGGGUAAGGGAGCUACAAAGCCAUACCGGCUGGACACUAUACAGUUUAUGUGUCAUCAACCUGGUAGUAUCUUACAAAUCAAUGAAAGAUCAAAACAAUUUACAUUUCUCUUAUGACAUAAAGCCCUAGAAAGAGUAAAAAGCUAAAAGCCAAAAGCUAAAAACGUUUUUUCUCAGUCAUGAUGACUAUUUGUCUUUCUAAUAGGGUGACCGUAUGUGGCACUUUGCCAUUUCGGUGUUCCUGAUCGAGCUGUAUGGUCGUAACCUGCUGCUGACCGCAAUAUUCGGCUUGGUGGUGGCGGGGUCAGUGCUGCUGCUGGGGGCAUUGAUUGGGGACUGGGUUGACCGCAACCCCAGGAACAAAGGUUAGACCAACAAUAAUUUAUAUCUACAUCUAUAGGGACUGACAUCUAGUCCCAAAUGGCACCCUAAAGGUACUGCAAUAUAAUAUGGAAUAGGAUGCCAUUUGGGACACAGUCCUAAUUUCCUGCCUCUCAGGGGCCCUCUGCAGUUCAAACAAUAACAAAGUUGUCACCCCGCCACUGUUUUGGUAAAUUGCUGAGGGAUGGGGAUGGAUAAAUGUAACCACUCUCAAAUUCAUAGUUAGAGCUAUGGACGCAAGUACUGACCAUCCAUGAGAUGCAAAUUAUAGUUUUAAUCAUGUUUUGAAGCUAUACUGUGUUAGUUUACAAUUACAAAGUAAAACAAUAGUAUAUUUGGGGUUCUGAUGGGGUACGACAGAUGAGCUAAGCUCAUGAGUCAUUUACAAGUUAUAUUAUUUUAGACUCAAUGGCUAUAUACAGUGCAUUCCGAAAGUCUUCAGACUCCUUGACUUUUUCCACAUUUUGUUACGUUACAGCCAUAUUCUAAAAUGGAUUAAAACAUUCCCUUCAUCAAUCUACACACAAUAACCUAUAAUGACAAUGCGAAAACAGGUUUUUAGAAAUGUUGGCACAUUUAUUAAAAAACAAAAAACCUUAUUUACAUAAGUAUUCAGACCCUUUGCUAUCAGACUUGAAAUUGAUCUCAGGUGCAUCCUGUUUCCAUUGAUCAUCCUUGAGAUGUUUCUACAACUUGAUUGGAGUCCACCUGUGGUCAAUUCAAUUGAUUGGACAUGAUUUGGAAAGGCACACACCUGUCUAUAUAAGGUCUCACAGUUGACAGUGCAUGUCAGAGCAAAAAACAAGCCAUGAGGUCGAAGGAAUUGUACGUAGAGCUCCGAGACAGGAUUGUGUUGAGGCACAGAUCUGGGGAAGGGUACCAAAAAAUGUCUGCAGCAUUGAAGGUCCCCAAGAACACAAUGGCCUCCAUCAUUCUUAAAUGGAAGAAGUUAGGAAGACUCUUCCUAGAGCUGGCCACCCGGCCAAACUGAGCAAUCGGAGGAGAAGGGCCUUGGUCAGGGAGGGGACCAAGAACCCGAUGGUCACUCUGACAGAGCUCCAGAGUUCCUCUGUGGAGAUGGGAUAACCUUCCAGAAGGACAACCAUCUCUGAAGCCCUCCACCAAUCAGGCCUUUAUGGUAGAGUGGUCAGAAGGAAGCCACUCCUCAGUAAAAGGCACGACAGCCCGCUUAGAGUUUGCCAAAAGGCACCUAAAGGACUCAGACCAUGAGAAACAAGAUUCUCUGGUCUGAUGAAACCAAGAUUGAACUCUUUGGCCUGAAUGCCAAGCGUCACGUCUGGAGGAAACCUGGCACCAUCCCUACGGUGAAGUAUGGUGGUGGCAGCAUCAUGCUGUGGGGAUGUUUUUCAGCAGCAGGGACUGGGAGACUAGUCAGGAUUGAGGGAAAGAUGAACGGAGCAAAGUACAGAGUGAUCCUUCAUGAAAACCUGCUACAGAGCGUGCAGGACCUCAGACUGGGGCGAAGGUUCACCUUCCAACAGGAUAACAACCCUAAGCACACAGCCAAGACAACGCAGGAGUGGCUUCAGGACAAGUCUCUGAAUGUCCUUGAGUGGCCGAGCCAGAGCCUGGACUUGAACCAGAUCGAACAUCUCUGGAGAGACCUGAAAAUAGCUGUACAACGACGCUCCCGCUCCAACCUGAUAGCGCUUGAGAGGAUCUGCAGAGAAGAAUGGGAGAAACUCCCCAAAUGCAGGUGUGCCAAGCUUGUAGCUUCAUACCCAAGAAGACUUGAGGCUGUAAUCGCUGCCAAAGGUGCUUAAACAAAGUACUGAUUAAAGGGUCUUGAAUACUUAUGUAAAUGUGAUAUUUCCGUUUUUUAUUGUAAUACAUUUGCAAAAAUUUCUAAAAACCUGUUUUUCUUUGUCAUUAUGGGGUAUUGUGUAGAUUCAUGAGGGGAAAAAGAAUAAGGCUGUAACGUAACAAAAUGUGGAAAAAGUCAAGGGGUCUGAAUACUUUCCGAAUGCACUGUAUCAUUACUUUAAAAGUCCCAAAAUGUAUGUACUGUAGCAACUGCAGAUUGCCCCUUUAAGACCAAUGAUGUAUUUAUGAUACACUGUUACAGAAUAUUUUAGAAUCUUAGUUUCUUCUCCCUCCUUGGUUUUAGUGGCGCAUGCAUCGUUGUUGGUUCAGAACAUUUCAGUGACGGUGUGUAGCAUUGUGCUCAUGUUGGUCUUCUCAUAUAAACAGUGGAUUGAGAGCAUUUGGGAUGGCUGGUUAACUGUGAGUAUGUUUCUCCCUUUCUUUCCCAUACCAUCUAAACUCUCAUGAUGUGAACCUACAGUAUGUUUUGGAAUCAGACAUGGAUUCAAAUAGUAUUUGUAUUCUUUCAAAGACUUUAUCUGCACUUGAUUGAGUAUGCCUGGUGCAAUGGAACCAAUGGAAUAGUCCUAAAAGUACAAAUUCCACCCAUCCUGUGCUCCAGGCAUGCUCAAUCAAACGCUCAAUGUAUUUGAAAGAAAAUGAAUACUAUUUAAACCCCAGGUCUCUUGAGAAUCAGGCUUGAUAUAUGAUUGUAAACUGCUGUGACGGUUGCUGUUUCUACUGCCACUGUUCUGUGUCCAUGUUGUUGCUGCUGCUGCUGUUCUGAGCCUCCUGCUGCUCUGUGCUGUCAUGCGUAGUAACGUGUUGCAUCACAAAACUUACACAAGGUGGUUUGUUAUACGGUGGUGAUCGUCCUGGCAGAUGUGGCUAACCUAGCAAGCACGGCGCUGACCAUCGCCAUCCAGAGGGACUGGAUUGUGGUUAUCACUGGCUACAACCGGGGUCACCUCGCCGGUGAGACUGGCAGACCUGCCGCAAGCUAUUACAUCAUGAGGGAUUGUUGUUUCUGUUUCAGCUGCUGAACUGGCUGGUGGUUAAAGCACUUCAAGUUUAUCAGACACUCUAUGUAUUUAGUUUUUCUAGGAUGUAUCACAUGCAUUACAAUAGAAGUAGAAGAGGUUGCUAAUUUAGGCAUUAGUGCAAACUGGUAGCACAAGUUCUAAUAUCACCACAACCAAACAAAACCCUGUACGUUUGGUUUGAUUCUGAUCUGAAGGGAUGAAUGCUACCAUGCGGCGCAUCGAUCAGGUGACCAACAUCCUGGCACCACUGUCGGUGGGACAGGUCAUGACCCUGGCCUCCAACGUGAUUGGCUGCGGCUUCAUCCUGGGCUGGAACCUGGUGUCCCUCAUAGUGGAGUUUAUCUUCCUGUCCCGGGUCUACCGCAUUGUCCCGGCGCUGUCAGUCAAACCGCCCACGCCCGAGGACGGCCAGGCCACCCUGGAGAGACCAGAAGAGAGGACCGAGGGACUGGUGGAGAAAAGGGGGUCACAAGGUCAGUUUCCUUGGGGUCCUGGUGUCCUGGUCACCGUGUGACUGCUUCAGUAGUUGAGUUGGUCAAGUAAAGUAUAGUGGAUCUUCCAACCUAUUUCAUCCAACUUUACAGUGAAGUAUAGCUUUACUUUACAGUAAAAGUGGCUGAAAUUGGUUGGAAGAUACGUGAGGUCAAGAAACCUAACUGUAACUCCACAACAUGCACAGCACAUACAUGCUUAUUCAUCUCUAUGGAAAAGCAGUACUACUUGAAAACACCAUUGCCCUAAGUUAGUUAAUGGAUGAUGUUAGCAGCAUGACUGAUGUUUGUCCCUCUCCCUCUCAGUAGAGCAGAGUGAGGUGGUGACAUCAGCCCCGGGCCUCAGCGAUGACGACAUGAGCCUGAACCUGAAGGAGAUCACCAACCUGCCUCUGUGUUUCGGACGCUUCCGCUGGCUCCUGAGCACCUGUAAGGACGGCUGGAGGGCCUACUACCGCCAGGAUGUCUUCCUGGCUGGGAUGGGCCUGGCCUUCCUCUACACAACUGUCCUUGGCUUCGACUGCAUCACCACCGGUUACGCCUACACCCAGGGCAUCAGUGGCUCCCUGCUCAGUCUGCUGAUGGGCGUCUCGGCUAUAACAGGCCUCAUGGGCACAGUCAUGUUCACCAAGCUGAGGAAGGCCUACGGUUUAGUCAACACAGGCAUCAUCUCCAGCUGUCUCCAUCUUUGCUGUCUGCUGCUGUGUGUGUGUUCUGUGUUUGCCCCUGGCAGCCCCAUGGACCUCAGCCUGCUCAUGCCCUUCCUGGACACCAACGCCAACUCGUCGUUGGCGGCGGCCGGGGGGAUGGUGGCGGGCCAGAGGCAGAAACACACCUACCCGAUGCGGGGUGGCAUUAAUCAGCCGCUGCUGCCCGACCGCUCGUCCAUCCACUGGACCAACAACACAGUGCUGUUUGAGAACAUGCCGUCGGGCACGGAGCCAGACUCCUACAUCUCUAUAAUCCUGCUGUUCUUGGGUGUCAUCACAGCACGCAUCGGUGAGUAAGAGGGACGACCAGGCCCAGGCCCUUCACAAUCAGAUUGAGUUAGUGGUUUGCUGAUCCACAGCUUAACAAUAGCAACUGUACUAUAUAUGUUUCUAGCAUAGGCUGUGGGUAUUCAGUUCUUUGAAACUCAACAGUAAAUUAGUUCAAAUAGUGUUGGAAGAUAAUCAUUUUCGUAUUAUACCAGAAAAAUGCUUACCAGUUUUGAUUGCAGUGUCUGACUGAAUGGAGACUACAGCAAUGGAUCCAUAGUGUAGUAGUCUAUCUGUAUAGACCAUAGUGUAGUAGUCUAUCUGUAUAGACCAUAGUGUAGUAGUCUAGCUGUAUAGACCAUAGUGUAGUUGUCUAUCUGUAUAGACCAUAGUGUAGUAGUCUAUCUGUAUAGACCAUAGUGUAGUUGUCUAUCUGUAUAGACCAUAGUGUAGUUGUCUAUCUGUAUAGACCAUAGUGUAGUUGUCUAUCUGUAUAGACCAUAGUGUAGUAGUCUAUCUGUAUAGACCAUAGUGUAGUUGUCUAUCUGUAUAGACCAUAGUGUAGUUGUCUAUCUGUAUAGACCAUAGUGUAGUUGUCUAUCUGUAUAGACCAUAGUGUAGUAGUCUAUCUGUAUAGACCAUAGUGUAGUUGUCUAUCUGUAUAGACCAUAGUGUAGUUGUCUAUCUGUAUAGACCAUAGUGUAGUUGUCUAUCUGUAUAGACCAUAGUGUAGUUGUCUAUCUGUAUAGACCAUAGUGUAGUUGUCUAUCUGUAUAGACCAUAGUGUAGUAGUCUAUCUGUAUAGACCAUAGUGUAGUAGUCUAUCUGUAUAGACCAUAGCAACCAUUGACCGUCUGUUCUCUGUGUAUCCUGUGUGUUCCAGGUCUGUGGUCCUUCGACCUGACCGUGACCCAGCUGCUUCAGGAGAACAUCUGUGAGUCGGAACGCGGCGUGGUCAACGGCGUCCAGAGCUCCAUGAACUACCUGAUGGACCUUCUCCACUUCAUCAUGGUCAUCUCUGCUCCGCAGCCGCAGCACUUUGGCAUCCUGGUCAUCAUAUCUGUACUGUUCAUCACCACGGGACACACCAUGUACUUCCUGUACGCACGCAAAGCCAAGAGAAAACCUGCCAGACGCCUGGACACGUAG
Coregonus sp. 'balchen' is the source of this 7021-nucleotide messenger RNA. Lineage: Eukaryota; Metazoa; Chordata; Actinopteri; Salmoniformes; Salmonidae. The record is from the annotation of a GenBank genome assembly.